Messenger RNA from Asterias rubens (European starfish), 1914 nucleotides. RefSeq names its product E3 ubiquitin-protein ligase arih1-like. NCBI's taxonomy places the organism in Eukaryota, Metazoa, Echinodermata, Asteroidea, Forcipulatida, Asteriidae. The transcript is spliced from 14 exons. Gene Ontology annotation, cellular component: cytoplasm; nucleus; ubiquitin ligase complex. Gene Ontology annotation, molecular function: ubiquitin conjugating enzyme binding; ubiquitin protein ligase activity; zinc ion binding. Gene Ontology annotation, biological process: protein polyubiquitination; positive regulation of proteasomal ubiquitin-dependent protein catabolic process; ubiquitin-dependent protein catabolic process. The record is from RefSeq and is a predicted model, not a curated record. The coding region runs from base 104 to 1627 and encodes 507 amino acids.
AGUGUGGAACGACAAGGGCGAGCAAAAUUUCACACAAUUUAAGGAAAGUUAAAUGGACAUUUUGUGACUUCUUCUACUCUGUUAGGUGUCUUCAGAAAACACAAUGGAUGAGGAGGAGGGAUAUAUGAUUGGUGAAGAAGAGGAGGAAGAGGAUGAUAUUGGUUCGAGUGAUUUUGAGGGACAUUUUGAGAUGGAAGAUGAAGAAGGUUCUUCGCACCGCGAUCAGCAAGACGAUGAUUUUCACUAUGAAGUUUUAACUCCCGACGACAAUGUACAACUCAUGGUAGACACAAUUCGAGAAGUAAAUGCUGUUGUUGAAAUUCCUGCAACGGUCACCAGAAUUCUUCUGAACCAUUUCAAAUGGGACAAAGAGAAGCUAAUGGAGAGGUUCUACAGUGAAGACCAGGAUAAGCUGUUCAGCGAGGCACAUGUCGUCAGUCCAUACAAGAAAACACCAGGAAGGCACUCAAACAGGGUGGCAACAAGGUCAUCUGGACCCGUCUUAGAACCCUGUGAGAUCUGCUGCAGGAACGUUAUUAGCACUACUAUGACGGGGUUAGAAUGCGGUCAUAGAUUCUGUAUGGACUGCUGGACGGAGUAUCUCACAACGAAGAUCAUGGAAGAAGGAAUGGGGCAGACGAUAUCAUGUGCAGCUCAUAGUUGCGACAUUCUUGUUGACGAUUACACUGUUAUGAAACUAGUAAAAGAUGCGAAGGUGAAGCUAAAAUACCAGCAUCUAAUUACCAAUAGCUUUGUGGAGUGCAAUCGACUGAUGCGUUGGUGUUCCGCACCAGACUGUCCCAAUGCGUUCAAGGCUAGUCAUCAAGAAGUACGGCCGGUCACUUGCAAAUGUGGCCAUGUGUGUUGUUUUGUGUGUGGAGAGAACUGGCACGACCCUGUGAAAUGCAAGUGGUUAAGGAAAUGGAUCAAAAAGUGCGAUGAUGACAGUGAAACGUCAAACUGGAUAUCAGCCAACACAAAGGAGUGUCCGAAGUGUCAUGUGACCAUUGAGAAGGACGGCGGCUGCAACCACAUGGUUUGUCGCAACCAAAACUGUAAAGCUGACUUCUGUUGGGUUUGUCUCGGGCCUUGGGAGCCACACGGGUCAUCAUGGUAUAACUGUAACAGGUAUGAUGAAGACGACGCUAAGAAAGCCAGAGAUGCCCAAGCACGGUCGAGGCAAGCGUUAGAGAGGUACCUGUUUUAUUGUAACCGAUACAUGAACCAUAUGCAAAGUUUACGCUUCGAAAACAAGCUGUACAUACAGAUCAUGAAGAAGAUGGAAGACAUGCAGCAGCACAACAUGUCUUGGAUUGAGGUGCAGUUCCUUAAGAAAGCCGUAGACGUCUUAUGCCAGUGCAGGAGCACCCUCAUGUACACAUAUGUAUUCGCCUUUUAUCUCAAGAAGAACAACCAAUCGCUUAUAUUUGAGGAGAACCAGAAAGACUUAGAAAAUGCAACUGAAACUUUGUCCGAGUACCUGGAAAGAGACAUCAGUAGCGACUCCUUGGCCGAUAUCAAGCAAAAAGUCCAAGAUAAAACGAGGUAUUGUGAAAGCAGGCGAAAGGUUUUAUUAGAGCACGUCCACGAAGGUUACGAGAAAGAUCUAUGGGAAUACCACGAGUAGAUCCCUAACUUACGCAACUCUUCCUUCUUGUCUAUAAAUAUUUCUCACCACUCCCCCCCCCCCCACCCGUUCCCUCCUGCUGCUGCAUUGAUAUUGUGGGGUCGUAGGAGAUGUCGAGCGUGACUGCCAGGGACGUUUGAACUGUACAGUAGAUUGUGAACUCCUUGGCAUUGAGGUUGAUAAUGUUUGUAUACCAGUGUUCAAGUAAGGCUGACUUUGACCUGGGCCCAAUUUCAUAGAGCUGCUUAAGCAAAAAAUGUUGCUUAAGCAAAAAAUUCAUUGCUUAG